AUGCAGAUCUUCGUCAAGACUCUUACUGGAAAAACGAUCACUCUUGAAGUUGAGGCUUCUGAUACCAUCGAAAAUGUGAAGGCGAAAAUUCAAGAUAAGGAAGGAAUUCCUCCAGAUCAGCAGCGAUUGAUCUUUGCUGGAAAGCAGCUUGAGGACGGGCGCACCCUUGCUGACUAUAAUAUCCAGAAGGAAUCGACUCUCCAUCUUGUUUUGCGUCUUCGCGGUGGCAUGCAGAUUUUCGUUAAGACUCUUACUGGAAAGACCAUCACUCUCGAAGUUGAAGCUUCCGACACUAUCGAAAACGUCAAGGCCAAGAUUCAAGAUAAGGAAGGAAUUCCUCCUGAUCAGCAACGAUUGAUCUUCGCUGGUAAACAGCUUGAGGAUGGGCGUACUCUUGCCGAUUAUAACAUCCAGAAGGAGUCAACUCUUCACCUCGUUUUGCGUCUUCGUGGUGGAAUGCAAAUCUUCGUGAAAACUUUGACUGGGAAGACUAUCACCCUCGAAGUUGAGGCAUCUGACACCAUAGAAAAUGUCAAAGCCAAAAUUCAGGACAAGGAAGGCAUUCCACCAGAUCAGCAGCGUCUGAUCUUCGCUGGAAAGCAACUCGAGGACGGUCGUACUCUUGCUGACUACAACAUUCAGAAGGAGUCGACUCUUCACUUGGUCUUGCGUCUUCGUGGUGGAAACUAA
Molecule: messenger RNA, 690 nt
Organism: Meloidogyne enterolobii
Lineage: Eukaryota; Metazoa; Nematoda; Chromadorea; Rhabditida; Meloidogynidae
Source: the annotation of a GenBank genome assembly